Ostrinia furnacalis (Asian corn borer) is the source of this 4834-nucleotide messenger RNA. Its product is annotated as myelin transcription factor 1. The record is from RefSeq and is a predicted model, not a curated record. Gene Ontology annotation, molecular function: DNA-binding transcription factor activity, RNA polymerase II-specific; RNA polymerase II cis-regulatory region sequence-specific DNA binding; zinc ion binding. The coding region runs from base 143 to 3613 and encodes 1156 amino acids. Gene Ontology annotation, biological process: regulation of transcription by RNA polymerase II. NCBI's taxonomy places the organism in Eukaryota, Metazoa, Arthropoda, Insecta, Lepidoptera, Crambidae. Gene Ontology annotation, cellular component: nucleus. The transcript has 15 exons.
UCCCACCGUAGCCAGUGCUACGCCGUAGACCCUACGCCGCUACCAAACAAAUGCAAAGCUAGUUCAGUGCAGUGAUCAAUUUAGUGCGAGCGUGAUUUUUUUAACAAACAUUUAGUGCGAUGCUUCCCGCCGGGUUAUAGCGAUGUCGGCACUAGUCCGCCCUGUGUGGACGGUCCCUCUGAACGCACAGUCGUCCUUGACGCAGAUUAGCAAACGAAGGCUCGAGUUCGGCGUGGAUGUGGAGACGUUUAGGGUAAACGAUCGACGAUUGGAGAGACCGGUCAGCGCAAGCUCCAUGGACGAGGACGAGGUCGUGGGCAAGCGGCGGCGGAGACUCCUCGACGACGAGCGCCGAGACGAAGUCGACCUCCAACGUCGCCUUCUACCCGCCCACAGACCUUACGCUAUUCGGCAGCCAGACGAAGACGACGAAUCACUAAUUAGAAAAACACAAGCAGCUCUCAAAUCUCUCUCAGGCAGCUGGCCGCGAGACCAAUCGCCCGCCCACAGCGGUGACGAUAAUGAAGACGCGAAUGGCUUCGAAAAUUUGUUCAACGACAAACGAGAAAAAACGUUACCGUCCUCCCCGUCCCCCUCCUCGGAAAGCGCUGACGCCUCGCAAAAAAGUUUCCCGACUUACCAUCAAGUCGAUGACCAGAUAAACGGUGCCAGCGAAAACGAGGAGAGCACGAGAAAGUCGCAGCGGUCAGAUAGAGAGAGGAGCUACGAAGACAGUAAACACGCCAAGUACUCUAACAACUAUGACGCACCGGGUUUCGACGAGCUGGGCGAUUCGUCUUCCAACGAGUUAGAGAUAGACAUGUCAGAUAGAAACGACGAUAAAUACGACGACGAAAAACCGAGACGUAAAGAAAUAGUGUCCCUAAAUAAGCAGUCACUGUAUAAUGCGUACAAGGCAGCUACGGCUGGGCUGCCGUACUCGACGCAGUCUGCGUUCAAGCCGCCUGCGGAGGUGAAGCACAGAUUGCACGGGUCGAUUCCGAGUGAGCCUUUCGGGGGUUAUUCUAACGACCACGAGAAGAGUAAUAAAGGGCCGAAGCAGUACACGGUUCUGCAGCCGGCUGGAGCUGGGUCGCGCGCGGCCACGGCGCUGCAGGAGGCGCGGACCGUGCCCUCGGCGCAGCCCGCGCGGGACUCCCGGCCGCUCGCCGCGCUCUCCCCGCCGGUCGUCAGAGAAGGCAACAAGUGUCCCACUCCCGGCUGCAAUGGGCAGGGCCACGUCACCGGCCUUUACACGCACCAUAGAAGUCUGUCAGGAUGCCCAAGAAAGGAUAAAGUUACACCUGAGAUCUUGGCGUUGCACGAGACAAUCUUGAAGUGCCCCACACCGGGGUGCAACGGCAGGGGUCACGUCAGCUCCAACCGCAGUACGCACAGGUCCCUCUCAGGGUGCCCCACGGCCGCGGCGAGGAAAGCCGCCGCAAGAUCGCAGCGAGUUAGACCUGCAGUGUGUUAUACAGUGCCAAUACAAACCUCAAUCACCGCGACGAGCGAAACCGUGAGCGUUGUAAGCGGUGCGAGCGCGCAACGCGAGCGCGAGCGCGAAGCGGCGUCGCCGCGCAGUCCCGCCGUGAAGCGAGAAGCGGCCGAGCUGCUCGUCCCGAAGCGCGAGGCCGCCGAGCCCGAGCGCGACUCCCCCGGCAUGGAGACGCGCCACGCCGGGUACGGCGCGCCGCCUGACCAGCGAUCGCCGUACGAGCGACCGCCCGAUGACCACGUUCGAUCCUAUAGCCAAAUGAACGAAACACGGUACGGCUACGAAUCCCGGUGCUACGAGGGCGCCCCUGCCUUCGAGCGGUACGACCCUGCACAAUGUCCGCAGCGGCCGUACGGCUGGGAGGAGGAACGGUACCACGACCCCCACCUCCCCACGCCUAUGAAAACCGACCAGUCCGAGGAGACCAGCUCCGGCCCUAUAUACCCUAGACCAAUGUACCACUACGAAACGAGUAGCGGCGUAGGGGGCGUGGGUGGCGUGGCUGCGAUGGGCCCCGGCGUGCCCCCCGGGUUCUCGGCCAUCAACCUGUCCGUGAAGAUAGCGGCGGCGCAGGCGCAGCGGCCGCGGAGCCCCACUCCCCGGGACCCCAGGGACCCGCGUCCAGUCAUAGAUCUGUCCACGUCCAGUGGGAGUCCACAGGGUCCAUACGCGUCGCCGGUGUAUACGAGCGCGGGCGGCGGCAGCGGCGGCGCCCGGGGCAGCCCCCAACCGGGGGCUUCGCCCCAGCUCACCGCCAGCCCCCAGGUGCCCAGCCCGCAGGGGCAGACCCUCGAUCUUAGCGUGUCACGUUUACCACAUAGUCGCAGUUUCCCUGGUGGCGUCUCGUACAGUCGAGAGUCAACGCCAGACAGUGGUGGUAGUCAUCCGUACUUAGAAGCAUACCAUCGAGACACUGCUGGUUACGGAGGUGUCAGUCCACACCCAGUGGCUGGUUACGGCCUAGCCCAGCCGGACUACGCAGCGGCCGCCGCAGCGGCAGGCUACGGCGGUUACCAGUACCAGUGCGGCGCAUACCCCCCACCGCCUGCCUACCCGCCGCACGCGCCGCCCUACUCGCCGCCCUGCUACAUGCCACCGCCGCACGCGCCGCACGACAAACCUAAAGACAGCAGUUUGUAUAUGUGCAGCCUGUCCGGGUGUCCGCGCGCCGACCGCUCGCAGCUGCAGCCGCACUCCCAGGAGCUGAAGUGUCCGACGCCCGGCUGCGACGGUUCCGGACACGUCACCGGGAACUACUCCUCCCACCGCUCGCUGUCCGGCUGUCCGAGAGCCAACAAGCCCAAGAGCAAGCCGCGAGAUGGACAGGAUUCUGAACCGCUCAGUGCCUCUGGCUGCCCGAUCGCCAACCGAAACAAGAUGCGAGUACUUGAAAGCGGCGGCACCGUGGAGCAGCACAAAGCAGCCGUGGCGGCGGCGGCUUCGGCCAUCAAGUUUGAUGGGGUCAACUGCCCCACCCCCGGCUGCGAUGGGUCGGGUCACCUGAACGGGUCUUUUUUGACCCAUCGGUCGCUGUCUGGCUGCCCCAUAGCGGGCGCGGCGACUCCCACGCCGCAGCCGAAGAAACCGAAGUACCCAGAUGACAUCACGCCGCUCUACCCCAAACCUUAUUCAGGUAUGGACAUGAAUAUGCAGACCGGCAACGGGGAAGACCUGAUGACCCUCGAGCAGGAGAUCACGGAGCUCCAGCGUGAGAACGCGCGCGUCGAGUCGCAGAUGAUGCGUCUGAAGUCAGACAUCAACGCCAUGGAGACGCAUCUCAGCCACGGAGAAAGGGAAAAUCAGGCCAUUCUUCAGCGGAAUAACAACUUGAACGAGUACUACGAGAGCUUGCGCAACAAUGUGAUCACUCUGCUUGAGCACGUGCGUAUCCCCGGAGGGGGCACGGCGCCGGUAAGCGCUGCUGGGGGCACGCCCGGAGCGCCCCCGCCACCCGGACCCGGCGAAAAGCCAGCCCACGACAACUUCGAUUCUUACCUCACCAAGCUACAAACACUCUGCUCCCCUGAUGGCUACUGUCCCGACGAGAACCGACCCAUCUACGAAACUGUUAAGAACGCGCUUCAAGACUUUACAGUGCUCCCUACGCCCAUUUAAGGUUCACAAAGCGCCGCUGAUUCCGAACGACAGUGAAUCUAACGUGACGAACAGCGGAGCUUGAUCAGUGAAAUAAAAUAAAUAAGACUCGUGAAAGUGAUUAUACGUUAUACCAAAGAACAGACGAGAUACUGAAUAAUUUCUUUACAUGACUGUACAGUGCUGAACUUUAGCCUACAGACAUUUAUGUGUUCUACUAUUAGCUAAACGAUGUCUGUUUUGUAAACCGUUGUAUACGAUGUGUGACUUGUUUAUGACGUCACGUCAGCAACUGAAGAUUCAUUCGACUUUUUAUCGAUAAGAUGGACUUAUUAAAUUAAGACCUAAAUAAAUUUUUAAUAUUGUUACUCGUAUGCUUAAAAUUAAUGUAAGUAAUUGUUAGGGAAAGUUUAUACUACUGUAUGUAAGUGAUUUUAGCCCCACAGACGCAUUAAAUGUUCGAUUAUGUAAAUAUUGUACCUAAAUAUCGAUAUAAUAAACGAUUAUGGAAAAAUUCUGGCUACGGCCAAAAUCGGUCAGUAUUAGUGGAAUUCUAAAACAGGCCCUGAAGUGUAUCAACCAAAAAUACAUAGUUUUAAGUGGAAACUGUUAAUCUGUCUAAGUUCUUAUACUGGGAUUGUGCCAAAUGCUUCAAAUCACAGCAGCUCCCAUUCGCUGAUAUUUAAGACUAAAAUAUUGACAUAGAAAUAAUAAACGGUGUAAACAAGAUUAAACUCCUAGGACACUCUAGUCAGUUUUUGUAAAUAAUUGUGAAUAAAUAGUUGUCACGUCAUAGGGACGUUUUUAUUUGUAUUAGGAAAUAACGAGAUCUCAUUAGAUCGAGUAAGUUAAUAAUUCACUCAUUAAUUAAUAACCAAUUUUAGGGAAUAAAUUGAUGAUUUCUUUGUUAGCCAAUGUUCACUUGCUGUGAUUAUGUUAUGACGUGUUACUUAUUUAUUGUUACCUUUACGGAAUGUGAUAGCUUAUUAAACUCGGUUAGUGUUACUUUGCAUACCUUAGUUACGAGCUUAUACAGUGUGCAAUUAUGUUGAGAAUGAUGCUUUUUGUUGUAAUUUUACUCUUUUUUCACUCUUACGAAUCACAUUGGUACACAGAGACGAAUAACAUAUUCACAUUAUAAUACUAAAACCUAUUACUAUGUUACUACUCUGAUUGUCAUAUACGUUUCUGUAAAAUAUUGAGUAUGUGUUGUUAAAGAGAAUAAAAAUAAUAAAUACCGAA